AUGUCUACUAAAAUCACAAUAGUAGCCCCGCUGUACAAACGAAUUCUGUCAAGAUUUCCACAGAAUUUCACAUUUUGCUUUGCCUAUGGGUCAGCUGUGAAACAACAACUACAAAACAGAGGCUCUGAAAACAUGAUUGACCUGAUCAUUUGCGUAAAUAACCCGAAUAAAUGGCAUGAAGCAAAUCUACGAAGCAAUCCUUCACAUUAUAGUGGACUCAAGUAUUUUGGUCACAAUUUUAUUUCUCACUAUCAACAGAAUUUUGGGGCCAAAGUAUACUUCAACACUCUUGUCCCUUUGGAUGAUGUUUAUAUCAAAUAUGGGGUCAUUAGCACAAAUGAUUUGGUUACUGACUUAUUGGAAUGGUCUGACCUAUAUUUAGCUGGAAGAUUGCACAAGCCUGUGGAGUUUAUAAAAAAGCCAUUGAAUUCUGAACUUGAGACAGCUCUACAACUCAAUUUACAGUCUGCAGUCCAUGCUGCUUUACUUGUUCUGCCAGAAUCUUUUACUGAAUAUGAGUUCUAUCACACUGUUUCUAAUCUCAGUUAUAGUGGUGAUUUUCGAAUGACUUUUGGUGAGAACAAACAUAAAGUUGAAAACAUUGUGAAACCACAGGUACCUGGUUUCAGAAAAUUAUAUCAGUCAUUUUUGAUGACAUUGAGGGACUAUGUGGACAUUCCUGUAGAAAAAAUUGAAGCUAGUCAUGAUGAAAUUGAACAAAUAACAAAAGUGUAUGACCCAAAUCAACCUCCUUUGCAAUGUUCUCAAGAUACCAGCCCCUUGACCAGAUUACAUCACUUGAAUCAGCUCCCUCGCUGGCCCCAAAUGGCUAUGACUAGGUUUUGGAACAAAGGGACUAUUCGUCAAGACACAGAAGAUGUUUUGAGAGCUAUUGCCUAUGAUCCUGAUUGUGGACUCAUAGUUAAGAAGUGUAUUGCUGACAUAGUUUUCAAAUCAUCCAUUAGUCAAAGUUUGAAGAGCAUUAUGACAGCUGGAUUACUUAAAAGUGUCAAAUAUAGCAGUAGAAAAAUAAAGAAGAUGUUUGUUUGA
Molecule: messenger RNA, 1050 nt
Organism: Phaedon cochleariae (mustard beetle)
Lineage: Eukaryota; Metazoa; Arthropoda; Insecta; Coleoptera; Chrysomelidae
Source: the annotation of a GenBank genome assembly